Molecule: messenger RNA, 4277 nt
Organism: Corticium candelabrum
Lineage: Eukaryota; Metazoa; Porifera; Homoscleromorpha; Homosclerophorida; Plakinidae
Product: nuclear pore complex protein Nup160-like
Exons: 41
Coding region: 11-4201 (1396 amino acids)
Cellular component (GO): nuclear pore
Molecular function (GO): structural constituent of nuclear pore
Source: RefSeq, a predicted model, not a curated record
UCGAGGGCACAUGGCGGGUUCGUGGAAAGAGCUGGCUAUAGUCGACAGUGUCUUACAUCCUCGAGAAUGCCAAGAAUUUGUUCUUCAGUCAUCACCAUUACAAACGAGCACAUCUUUCAAACAUCUCGGUGGCGGGGCUUUCCUUCGGGGUUCCAGCUCGACAAACUCUAGUACCAGCAUCAAUAACCGAUUUUUAGUCUGGCGAGCUGUAGACGGCUGCCUGGAGUUAUCUGACUUGUCACUGAACGUUUCGUUGCAUUCAAAUGGCAUUCGCAUUCAGUUUGGAUCGUGCAGACAUCUAGCCGGUGGCGUGUCUAUCAGAGAGGCUCAGAAUGGAUUAAACCUUCUUUUUUCAACAUCUUCACGCGUUCAUUGUUUCAUCUUCCCAAUCCCUCAUGCGGAAACAUCGGGUGUGUCAUCUGAGUCUCCACAUGCUUCUGUGCUGGCAUCUUUUUCUGAGGCAGACUGUUCCAAUGUUGAUGUCGAGUGGGCACCAAACAGCAUGGAACCUCAUGCAGCAUCAACGUGGUUGUCUCCCAAUGGAGACGCUUGGUUUGCACUGGCAUCUCUUGAUGGAAACAUACGAAUUGUCUUCCUUCCAGCAGAUAGACAAGCACAGUCUGUUCAAUUUGACUUGAAGCAGACAAGUAUGAUGCAACGACUAUGGAAAGGCCUCGCUCCUCUAACGAUGAGAGGAUCAUCUUCAUCAGCUGAUGCGGUGUUAAGUGUGUGUUUGCAAGAAAUUGGUGCUGAUCUCUAUGUCUUAGCUUUAUGUAGAGAUUUGAAGCUACGAAUUUGGUCUGCCACGAUUCGUGAAUGUGUUGAAAGUGCUGACCUGUCAUUGUUACUCUUGAAUGGCAAAACUUCUUUGCCAGAAGACCAAGAUCAUCGUAUUGUCUCAGUUUCUGGACACGGCAGUGAACCCAAACACAUGUUUGCUCUGUACCUGUCGUUUACAAACAAUGCCCAGGUCAGUGUGGUUAAUGUCACCAAGACAUCAUCAGGUCAUAUGUUGGUGCAGCUGGAGUCAAAUAGCUUUAUAGAGUCACAACAAUUGGGAAGGUUACUGGAUUUAACGUGCUCUGAAAGGGGAAUUUUUGGUCUGUGGUCAACUGAGAAUGGAGCUGAGUUGUGUUACCGUUCUUUUAAAAGUUGCAUCGGAUGGCAGUUUGUAGACUGGGAUGAAGGCCUAGAUGGUGGAUUUGAUGUUGCUGCAAGUGAAGAACCACGUGAGGUGUACCUUGAUCAUUUGUUUAAAAAUUUCUCAAGACAUGUAAUUGUGAAGGCAUUACAGCUGUUUCGUAGGACAGAUGUAUGGACCUUACUAGAUUUGUCACUGGAUGAGUUGAGAAGGCAGGUUUCAAUUGCAGUAGAGAGUCAGGUUCAGGAAGAAGCUAGUUCGUUUGAAAUCCAACAUGAAGAGUAUAGAGAACUGCAGCUUGUGUGCUGGCAUCGCUUCUUUGAAGGGUGUAAACAAUAUGCUAAAAUGGACAAUGAGCCACUUGGAUUGAUGGAAGACUCAGAAACUGGACUUGUUUGUGUUGUCAAGAGAACUUCUUUGUCAUUUCUUUGUCUUCGUGAGCCUCUUGAGAGCAUCUUUACACAACAGCAGGCAUCAUAUCGCGAUCAUACAGUCUUUGGAGAUAAAGCCACUGGAAAUGGCAUUUCAACACUCAUCAUGUGUGCUCGCCUCGUGAAAGAGCAGAUGGAUGAACUUAACUUGUUUGUUGAUCUGACUCUUUCAAUUAGUGAAGUCAGAGAUCAAGUAGAUAAUGUGGCAGAUGUAAUUCUUUCUCACUCAAGGACACAGAGUAAUGAUGAGAGUGCCGUUCAGAGAAUAUGCACACGACUUCAGACUAUUUCAUCACUUGUAAAACAAUUGUCUGAUCUUAUGAAGCUUUUGGAUGGAAAGCAACAUCUGGAUGAGAUCGUUGACGAUGAAAAUGAUAUUGAACAUCAUUUUGUUUGCAGCCAGCUGUUUUCAAAUUAUUUAGGGAUCAGUGUACUUUCCAGGGCUUUCACACAAACUGUCGACAUCAGACUAAGUCUCUGCCUUUCCUUAGCUGUAGUCAUUCAGAUUGCUGCCAGUUUGGGUCAAAGAGUGGGUCUCUCUAUGUCCCAUGUUUCUCAUCUCUCAUCUAAUGUUCUACCUCAAAUGGUGACUCUCUCUUGUGCUUACCACUCACUGUUGUGGAUUUGUGGGCAAGGAUGUAUGCAGACCUCAAGCAAUGCAAUGGAAGCCAAUCUACGUCAUCUCUCUGCUCUCAAUCUGUCUGAAAUUUUACCUUCUCAAAAUUUGAGUUUGCAGUCAGAGCUGCCGUUGUCACUUUUGAAUCUCUUCUUAAUGGAUGUUGGAGGAACACGUUUACGUUUAGCAUUGACGAGACACAGUCGCUUGUCAUCGCCUGCACUAACUGAAAGAUGUUUAUACUGGACAACCGCUUUAUCAAUUGCUGUUACUACUCUUAUCUACCUUCUGUGGCCAGACAAACAGGACUUAGUAUUUUGUGAGUUUCUUGUUGCACAGUGCCAGUAUACAUCAUUACAGAUGUAUCUUGACUUGCUACAUACAUUGGCACCUGAUUGUUCUGGCACGGUGUGUUUUCUUCGAGGCCAGUCAUUUUUGCAUGCUGGCCAGCAUAUGAAUGCUCACUACUGGUUCAUGAAGGCAGCCCCCUUUCUUGAUGAACCUUAUUUGUUGCAAAUGACAUCGGAGGAUGGUAGCGAACUAACAAAGAUGGAAUAUUAUGCAAAGCUUAUGCAAAUCUACGAGCUAGUGUCUGCUUCUGACUUGGUUGUUCAAGUGUCUGGUACUGCCUUACUGGAUGCUAAUCCUGAUAAUGAAAAUACACCAAUCUUUUGGUCUGGAAAAUUCAAGCAUUUAUUGGAGCUGAAUGACUUAGGAGGAGCUUACAGUGCGAUGAUCAGUAAUCCAGAUCCUGUCAGGAGGAAAGACUGUCUAUAUAGGUUCAUUGCUGUUUUGUGCGAACAAGGUCGAUUUAAAGAAGUUUGUAGUUUUCCAUAUGUUGGUCUACAAGACGAGGUGGUUAGUUUAAUUGAACUGCGAGCUCAGAGUAGUGACGUAACUACGGGGGUAUUCUAUGACUUACUUUAUUCUUUUCAUAUAACUCGGAGAAGUUUUCGUCGGGCUGCAUUUUCCAUGUAUGAAUAUGCCACUCGUUUGAGUCGAGAGCGAAAUAACUUGCAAUCGUUGCAGAAACAAGCAAAGUGCUAUCUGGCAGCUAUGAAUGCUCUUCAUAUUGUUGAAAGGAAGAGUGCUUGGAUUAUUCGACCAACAGAGUGGGAUGCUGGAAAGUUUGCUCUUGGAGGGGUGAUACCAAGACAUUAUCGUAGACCUGGCAGGCAAGGUUCCGCAUUAAAGCGAUCUCUUCAAGUAUUAGAAGUAAAGGAGUUGAAAAAAGAGUACAUUCUUGUAUUGGCCCAUCUUAAGCUAUUGCAGUAUUCUUCGGACAGUGUGAUUGCAGAAAAGCAUGGCUUGUCACCAGAAGAGACUCUGGCAUUGUUGGUCCAAGCAGGUUUGUUUGAUACAGCAAUGGAAAUUGCAAACGUUUUCAAGCUACAAUUUCAUACAAUUUUUGAAACAUUGGUAUCAAGAUGCGUGAAACUUUCAAUGAGUCCUGUCGUAGAAAAGCAAGACUGGGAAUGGCUGAAGUGGAAUGAUUCAAUGAAGAAGAUCAUAACCAAAGAAAUGACUGUGGCAGAGCAGGCAUGGCAAAUGCUGCAGUUUUAUCAGAAACGAGUAAGGCGCUUUGGCACUGAAGUUGUUCUAACGUUUCAUUCUUCCGUAACAAGUCGGCUACUCGUUCUUGGUUCGGUCUUACCACAGUGGCUUGUUGACUCCUAUUUGAAACACUUUCCUAGUGAACUCCUUCAACAUUAUCUUCAGUUUGACUUGCUGAAGGAAGCUGCUAGAGUGGCAUUGGGCUAUGUCAAUGCUGUGCAAGGACAAGGAAAGGAAUUUUAUGGCCUGCAGAAUGGGGUUCAUGCAACAGAACCGGCUGUUUGGUUGCCCUACACAGCACUGGAACAGCUUGUUGCUGCCUUGGAAAGAGCACCUGCUGGAUCUGUCGAAUGGGAGGUGAUUGCUAUGUUGACUGAAAUUCAACGCGUUGUGUCUGAAUAUCAUAACUUGUUGGAAUCUAUCAGUAGAGAUGUAGUCACUGUUGGUAACGGUGACUAAGAGAAGACGGUGUUGUGUUUUAGUUCUCUGUGAUUUAUUUUUGAUUAAUGAAGUAAAACGUAAAAGAUAAUAGUAA